Messenger RNA from Aureobasidium uvarum, 879 nucleotides. Lineage: Eukaryota; Fungi; Ascomycota; Dothideomycetes; Dothideales; Saccotheciaceae. The record is from the annotation of a GenBank genome assembly.
AUGUCAGGAAUCAGUAACACCAACAAACCUCUAGAGCCGGAAGAUACCCUUAACGGCGCUGGUCGCUACGAUCCAAACUUCACAAACCAUGUCAUCUCUUCAAUCGGUCCGGCUACAGACCCUCGUCUCCGCAAAGUCAUGACCUCUCUCAUCAAACACGUCCACGACUUUGCCCGCGAGGUCGAUCUUACUGUAGACGAAUGGAUGGCAGGUGUAGAUAUGAUCAACCGCGCCGGUCAAAUGUCUACCGACCGUCGCAACGAAGGCCAACUAUUGUGCGAUGUCAUCGGCCUCGAAAGUCUGGUUGACGAGAUCACAUUCAAAGCCGCUGCAGACGCAAAAGACGCGGUCACCCAGAGUGCAAUCUUGGGUCCGUUCUUCCGCCAUGAUGCCCCUUUGCGAAGUAUGGGUGACAGUAUAUCAUUCGACACACCAAAAGAUGCAGAGGUUGCUUAUAUGCACGGUGUGGUGUAUGAUGUUGUCACCAAGAAGCCUGUAGACGGAGCAGAGAUCGACAUCUGGCAAGCAUCCACAAACGGAUUGUAUGAACAGCAAGAUCCCGACCAACAAGAACACAAUCUUCGUGGAAAGUUUAGGACCGAGAAGGAUGGAAGUUAUGGAUUUUACUGCAUCCGACCCACUCCUUAUCCAGUCCCUGAUGAUGGUCCGGCUGGUGAGCUUUUGAAAAAGUUGGACAGACAUCCUUUCAGACCUGCACAUAUUCAUCUAAUCAUUUUUGACGCAGAGUCCAAAUAUUUAGACAACGAUUCUGUUUUCGCGGUCAAGGACUCUCUGGUCGUGAAGUUUGAGCCUCGUCAAGGCGAUGAGAAGGCUGCACUAGAGUUGAAGUAUGACAUCUUGCUUGGACCGACGGAGUAA